AAUGUGUCCUUCUGCGCAUGCUCCACACUUCUCCAUGUUCCUCACGGUUGACGUCCACACGCUCCUCUCCAGAAGGGCGCCAUAGUUUUUUCCCUUCCUGACUGACUGCUCUGGGCUUUCUGAACUCCUGCUGAGGUCCACCAUGGCUUUUCAGUUCCAACAUGUAGACCCCAAUUUCUACAAGCUGGUUGAAAAUGAGAUCGAGGUGAUCCUUGAGGCUGAACAAGAGGCUGCUCCAGCAGCAGAAAAUGGCAACUUUGAAGGUCCUCUAAAUGGUCCGGAAAAACUAAAGAACCAGGGCAUUCCAGACCAUAAGGAUGAUGUGAUCCAUGACAUUGGUGAUGACAUCAAAGAUGAGAGCCAUGGGAGCCACCAAGGGUCUGGACACCCACAGUUGGAGAAGCAGGAGAACUUGGCUGCUGCCAGGGUUCCACAGUUCCGCCGCACAAGGCCACGGAUCCAGUUGGGUCUCACACCCAGGCAGCUGAGUGAACUGGAAGAAGUUUUUGAACAAACUAAGUACCCUGAUGAGACUACAAGGAGGGCCCUUGCAAAGCGCUUGUUCCUGGGAGAAUCUAGAGUGCGGAAGUGGUUUAAGAGAAGAAGAGCCAAGUACAGGAAAACUCAGCAGUCUCAAAUGCUGAAGUGUGAAUCUGCUGACAGGCAGAACACCUUGCAGUAAAGCUUUUGGAGGAAUCCUGAAGCAUCAUCUUGUCCCGGCACUCAAUGAAGAUAUUCUGGUGUCACUGACGAGUGCUCAUAAUGGCUGUGAAACCUUAUUCUUUCAUCAACAAAGAGAUGUGUAUUCAAUA
Peromyscus maniculatus bairdii (prairie deer mouse) is the source of this 812-nucleotide messenger RNA. The record is from RefSeq and is a predicted model, not a curated record. Lineage: Eukaryota; Metazoa; Chordata; Mammalia; Rodentia; Cricetidae.